CUGAACCUCUUCCUGUCAUGGGCAGAACAGCUCCGCAUGAAGCUAGUUUUAAAUAGACAGAUAUUGUUAAGUCAUAUGUACCCGGGUAAACCGAUUUGGUGUUGGAAAUAAUUAGUCAUAAUUGUCAGAGACAAAUUGGGCUUACGCAUUAACUAAAUGCUUGUCAUAAUUAAUAAUCGGGGUUCUUUGGGGUGUUAAAGUUAGCUGAAGAAGCUAACUGGCUAGCUACUAUUAUGGCUGCAGCCAAUCCUCUGCAGCCAAUUUCUGCUCCUGUAGUAAGUCAGAAGCAACGCAAGGCUGCUCUGAGGAAAGAGAGAAGAAAACGGAAACGGCAAGCUCUCGCCCAAGCUAGAGAAUGUGAUUCAAGGAAUGAAGCGAUCUGUCCUCCUGGGACCGAAGAGGAAAUAAAUGAUGGAGAUGGCGAAGAUAAUGAUGUUGCUGAGGAGGAAAGACUGCGGCGACAUGAAGAGUGGCUGCAAAGAGAGAGGCUUGCCCAGGAGGAAUUCAGACUGCGUUACGAAAGGGAGGAAGCUGCCAGGAAAAGAAAAGAGGAAGAGGAGCGGAGGAUAAAGGAGGAGUGGGAGGCCCAGCAGAAGAAAGAGCAUGAAGAGAAAGAGCAGAAGCAGCAAGAGAAGCGAGACAGAGAGGAGGCCGUUCAGAAAAUGUUGGACGAAGCUGAAAAUCAGUUGGAAAAUGGAGGACCCUGGAUGAAUCCUGAGGCUCCCGUGACAGCGACGGGGAACUCUGACAACUUUGGAACAGAGCGCGACGUAGCGAACUGCCCAUUCUUUCUAAAGACGGGAGCGUGUCGCUUUGGAGAUCGAUGCUCUCGGAAGCACGUUUACCCCACGACCAGCCCGACUCUGAUGAUCCGCGGCAUGUUCAGGAUAUUCGGCAUGGAGCAGUCGCGGCGAGACGACUACGACGUCGAUGCCUGUUUGGAGCACAGCGAGGAGGAGCUGCACGAGUCCUUCCUCGAGUUCUACCACGACGUUCUCCCCGAGUUCAAGAGUGUCGGCAAGGUGCUGCAAUUCAAGGUUUGUUGCAACCACGAACCACAUCUGAGAGGAAAUGUUUACAUCCAGUUUGAAACAGAUGAACAGUGCAAAGAGGCCUUCAUCAAGUUCAAUGGGAGGUAUUAUGCAGGCAGGCAGCUUCACUGUGAGAUAAGUCCUGUUACACGGUGGAAAAAUGCCAUAUGUGGGUUGUUCGACAGACAGAAAUGCCCUAAAGGGAAGCACUGCAAUUUCCUGCACGUGUUUCGAAACCCCGGGAUUGAAUUCUGGGAUGCCGACAGGGACCUGCACAUGUCCCCGAACCGCAGCGUCGCAGGGAGCCGCAGGGACGGGUCUCGUUCGGAGCGUUUCAGCGACCGCUCUUGGAGGCAGCGUCGCUACAGCAGAAGCCCGGUGAGGUCGGAGAGAUCUCACAGCAGACGAGAGGACGACAGGCGGAGGAGCAGGAGCAGAGAGAGGAGGGCGUCGCACCAGUACAGAGAGGAAACGUGGUCAUCCAGAUCCAGACACAGUGACAGCAGGAAGGAGAGGCAUCUGAGGAGAAGCAGAGAAAGGUCCAGGAGCAGGAGCAGAGAGAGGUCGAGGAGCAGGAGCAAAGAAAGACCUCAACGCAGGCUUAGAAACGGGAGCAGAGAUCAAGACCGGGCGCCUAGGCAUAGAGAUAGAAGUAAAGAGAGAGACAGCAGAGACAGAGACACUCAGAGAGAAGUGAGAGAAAAGUCAAGAAGCACAAGCAGAGAGAGGGAAAGAAACAAACCAGAGAGAGAGAAGAGCCCAGAGAAACCAGAUAAGAAUAAGAAAAGGUCUGACGACGACACCGACGCACACCAUCGCCACAGACACUCAAAAAAGAGCAAGAAGAAGAGCAAGAAAAAGAAGAAGAAGAAGAGGAAAAGUCGUUCAUCUGAAGGGACACCUUCACCCGUAGAGUCAGAAAAGGAGAAGGAGUCAGAGGAGGAGGAGGAGGAGGAGGAGGAAACGGUGGAUUCUGCACCGAGUCCCAGUAGUGAGAUGAACGAGACGGAGGUAACUCAGAAAAACUGUGACUUAGACGAGAGCGCUGACGCAGAGAAUAACUCAAGUUCAGAAGUGAAAAGUGAACAGAUGUCUCAAGCAAGCUGAUUGUUCUUUUUUUUUUUUUUUUAAGCAGAGAUACAUAGAGAUACAUAGCUCCACAAUCACUCCCCCGUCAGGCAUCACUUUUUAGUUGGUGGUUUUCAAACCCGUUAAAUUAGAUGCAUUGUGGGACUGUUUUGUACGGGCACUAUUUUUUUUGUCCAUUACAUUUCUCAGUAACUGAAUGCCUGAUCUGCACCGGUCAAGCAUAACAUUAUGACCACCUUGUUUUGUAAGUCUCCUUUGUGCCGCCAAAACAAUUAUCACUUAUCAGAGUAACGAAAUGGGCCUUCUGAGGGUGCCCUGUGGUGUUAAUAGUGGGGGGGGACUUUGGGUCCCAUGGGUUGAGGGGAGGGGCCUCUGUGGAUCAUCCCACAGAUACUUGAUCUCCUAGGGAAUUUGGAGGCCAGGUCAACACCUUGUUCUGUUUUUUUGAGUUGUUCCUAAACCUUUUUUGUGUCUGUGUCAGGCUGCAUCCUGCUGGGGGUGGCUGCUGCCAUCAGUGAGUGUUAUGGAGUGGGGGGUGGUUGGUCUGGUAACAUCCACACUAAUGCCAGGUCCAAAAGUUUCCCAGCCGAACACUGAAUUAUCACCAGAUGGUCGAUGUUAUUAACUUCUCCGUGGUCAUAAUGUUAUGCCUGAUCGGUGUAUAUCCUGGGUAGUUUAACACACUUCAGAUAUAAUAUCAGUGGAAGAAGUGAUUUCAUACACAGCCCACAUCAGAACUCAUCACCAUCCUUAACCAUAUGUGAAUAUUUUGCUUUUUAGAAAUUAACAUUGCUUUAAUUGAAGCUGUUGCACUACAGUUCUCGAUGCUGAUUAAAAUCAAUACAAACAUCAA
Messenger RNA from Mugil cephalus (flathead mullet), 2973 nucleotides. RefSeq names its product zinc finger (CCCH type), RNA-binding motif and serine/arginine rich 2 (gene zrsr2). Gene Ontology annotation, molecular function: metal ion binding; pre-mRNA 3'-splice site binding. Gene Ontology annotation, biological process: mRNA splicing, via spliceosome. Lineage: Eukaryota; Metazoa; Chordata; Actinopteri; Mugiliformes; Mugilidae. The transcript has 11 exons. The record is from RefSeq and is a predicted model, not a curated record. The coding region runs from base 234 to 2138 and encodes 634 amino acids. Gene Ontology annotation, cellular component: spliceosomal complex; U2AF complex.